Messenger RNA from Dissoconium aciculare CBS 342.82, 942 nucleotides. RefSeq names its product glycosyltransferase family 8 protein. The transcript has a single exon. NCBI's taxonomy places the organism in Eukaryota, Fungi, Ascomycota, Dothideomycetes, Mycosphaerellales, Dissoconiaceae. The coding region runs from base 1 to 942 and encodes 313 amino acids. Gene Ontology annotation, molecular function: glycosyltransferase activity. The record is from RefSeq and is a predicted model, not a curated record.
AUGGCGUCGGACGGAGAUGCUACCACCAAGCCCAAGGUGUGGACGACCUUGAUCACCAACACCGCAUACCUCUCCGGUCUCCUCACGCUGGAUGCAUCACUCAAGUUUGCAGGAUCGAAAUAUCCUCUGGUCGCCUUGUACACCGACACCUUCCCAGCUGAGGGACAUGCUGCGCUGGAUGCCCGGAACAUUCCCAAGAAGCGGGUCGAAUACCUACUCCCCAAGAUGCAGAAAGACUUCAGCAGCGACCCUCGCUUCUACGACUGCUGGUCUAAACUGACGCCCUUUAACCUGACCGAGUACGAACGUGUGGUGCAACUCGACAGCGACAUGCUGGUCCUCCAGAACAUGGACGAGCUCAUGGAUGUUCCUCUCGACCCGGCCUCCGCAGCCGGCACCGGCCCUCGCGUGUUUGCUGCCAGCCACGCAUGCGUCUGCAACCCGCUCAAGAAACCUCACUACCCGGCCGACUGGACUCCCGCAAACUGCGCCUUCACCACCCAGCAUGACACGCCGGACGCAGCACAGGAGAACGGCGCGCACUCGGCCACCGGUCUCGGCAUGCCCAACGGCGGUCUACAAGUCGUCGUGCCCAGCGCGGCCGUAUACGAUCUGAUCCUCGCACGUCUCCAGGACGAGACCAUCAUGCAGUACGACUUUGCCGACCAGAGUCUGCUCGGCGACGUCUUCCACGGCCGCUGGGUGGCGCUGCCGUACACGUACAACGCCCUCAAGACGCUGCGCUGGAAAGGCGUGCAUGACCCCAUCUGGCGCGACGAGCGGGUGAAGAAUGUCCACUAUAUCCUCUCCCCAAAACCGUGGGAUGAGUCUGAGGCGGAUCGGAAGAAGGAUGGUCGGGAUGGCAGUCAUCAGUGGUGGUGGGAUUUCAACGAUCGCCGGUUAGCGCAGGAGAAGGCUAAGGGAAUUGAGGAUGAGUUUUGA